AUGAGUAAUAAUACCAAUAGUAACAACAGCAAUAACAGCAACCGAAUCCGAAUUGGACAAUACAACAUCAUCAGCACCAUUGGCACAGGUUCUUUUGGCAAAGUCAAAUUGGCAGUACACGCUAUCACAGGACAAAAGGUAGCGCUUAAGAUAAUUAACCGAAAGAAGAUUGCCAGCAUGGAUAUGGGGGGUCGAGUAAAACGUGAAAUUCAGUAUCUCAAGCUGCUUCGUCAUCCACAUAUCAUCAAACUCUACGAAGUGAUUACUACGCCGACAGAUAUCAUCAUGGUCAUUGAAUACGCUGGCAGAGAGCUGUUCAACUAUAUUGUCGAGAAAGGAAGAAUGACUGAAGAAGAUGCUCGACGAUUUUUCCAGCAGAUUAUCUGUGCAGUGGAAUACUGCCAUAGACACAAGAUUGUUCACAGAGAUUUGAAACCAGAAAAUUUAUUAUUAGAUGCAAACAACAAUGUGAAAAUUGCUGAUUUUGGCUUAUCAAAUAUUAUGACAGACGGCGAUUUCCUCAAGACAAGUUGUGGUAGUCCAAAUUAUGCUGCUCCUGAGGUCAUUUCUGGAAAAUUGUACGCAGGACCUGAAGUCGAUGUUUGGAGUUGCGGUGUCAUCUUAUACGUCAUGUUAUGCGGUAGAUUGCCUUUCGACGAUGAAUACAUACCCACAUUAUUUAAAAAGAUCAACGGUGGCAUUUACACCAUGCCGUCCUAUCUCAGCUCAGAAACGAAGGCCUUGUUGGCAUCCAUGCUUGUUGUUGAUCCAUUGAAGCGUAUCACAAUUCAGGAAAUUCGAAAAAACCCUUGGUUUAACAAAAACUUGCCUGCCUACCUCCGUCCCCUGCCCAACACAGAAGAGAGCGGUAAUUUGUUGAUUGAUGAUGAUUUGGUGUUUGAAUUAUCAAAAAAGAUGGGCUAUUCCACUCAAGUCAUUCAAAAAGCUCUCAGUGAACCUGACAACAAUCAGUUCAAGGUGGCAUACCAAUUGGUAGUAGAUCACAAGCGACUGCUCCAAGACUCCGAGAAUAAUCACAUUCAAAGUUUUUUUGCUACUUCACCUCCACCUUGGAAUACAUCUUUAGAAGAUAGAUACAAGAAAUCGAGAGAAGAAGAUGGCCACUUGGAUGCCGAGUCUUCGAUUUCGGUUUUGAGUUCCAGUCUACCCAAAUCAGAAGCUUAUCACCAAGCAUCCCGGGAGAGAUCGCAUUCUAGUGCCUCCACUCGAGGUGGAGCGUUACCUAUUGCACCUAUUAGCGGCACACCACCACCAGGAGCGAUGCAGCCAGCAGCCUCCAUCAAUACAGCAUCUACUACAACCAGCCGAGUCUCACAACCUCGUCAAUUACCAAUCAAUGCGCCAUCACACACCAAGAAGCCUCACAAGUCAAGAUCAAGGUGGCAUUUCGGUAUUCGUAGUAAAUGUCCUGCUUGGGAAGUGAUGCUUGAGAUCUAUCGAUCAUUACAGAACGUUGGCAUGGAAUGGCGAACCCUGGAUCCCUAUCAUCUACGAUGCCGUUACAAGUACGAGAACCUGGGUUUGGUUGUGAAAUUUGACCUUCAAUUAUACAAGCUGGAAAAUAACAGCUAUUUGGUCGAUUUUAAAAACGCUGGCACACAAAGAACAGGCGAUGCACCUCCACCACCAUUAGCUACGAAUGAUGCAAAUUACCCAUUCAAGAUACUGGAAGGUCAAUUGGGACAAAAGAUGGACAUUGUUAAUAACCAAGGAGACGUCGAGGAUCCUUCACCUUACCUAGCAAGAUGGCAAAUCAGUGACGAUCAUAAUGUAGAGCAUGUCCAGAGUGUCUACCCCUUUCUUGAUGUGUGUAGCAAAUUGAUUACAGACAUUGUUUGA
Messenger RNA from Mucor velutinosus, 1860 nucleotides. Its product is annotated as ubiquitin-specific protease ubp15. NCBI's taxonomy places the organism in Eukaryota, Fungi, Mucoromycota, Mucoromycetes, Mucorales, Mucoraceae. Bases 1 to 1860 code for a protein of 619 amino acids. Gene Ontology annotation, biological process: protein phosphorylation; intracellular signal transduction. The transcript has 12 exons. Gene Ontology annotation, cellular component: cytoplasm. The record is from RefSeq and is a predicted model, not a curated record. Gene Ontology annotation, molecular function: protein serine/threonine kinase activity; ATP binding.